AUGUGUUUUAAGGAAAAAAAAAACAACGCGCCAACCUUGACCUCUCGCAUUCAUCUUCCGGAAUUUCGUGGUCCCGGGAAACGAUCUUACACUCGUUCAUUUCGCUCUACCACCGCAAACCGAGGAUAUUUUGUCACGCUUUCGUCCUCAGAUAUCGGUCCUGAGUUAAAGGUCGCCGUUGAUAAAUUCAUCGCCGAAAACAAAAUCGUAGUUUUCAUGAAGGGCUCUAAAGAUGCACCGCGGUGUGGAUUCAGCAGCACAGUCGUGCAAAUAUUUACUUCUAUGAACGUCCCAUUCGAGACCGUAGACAUCCUUGAUGACGAUGGUUUGCGGGCCGGAAUGAAGAUCUAUUCAAACUGGCCGACAUUCCCUCAGGUCUACAUUGAUGGCAAUUUCUAUGGUGGUUGUGACAUCUGCAUAGGUGCCUACAAGGACGGCUCGCUCAAGGAAGCGGUCGAUGUGGCGCUGAUGUCCUAGAGGAGUUGCUGAAGCUGAUGAUCAGUAAAAUUAAGAAUAAUUCGACGUAGAAACAGAAAAAAUGUUGACACUACACGUGUAGGGCUAUUGA
Molecule: messenger RNA, 568 nt
Organism: Micromonas pusilla CCMP1545
Lineage: Eukaryota; Viridiplantae; Chlorophyta; Mamiellophyceae; Mamiellales; Mamiellaceae
Exons: 2
Coding region: 1-477 (158 amino acids)
Source: RefSeq, a predicted model, not a curated record